GCAAGUUUCAAGGUAAUCCGGGAAGAACGAAAACAAUUGUGGAAAGAUGGAUAAAAAGCACAGAGACUUGUUGAGAAAGAACAGAAUGUUACUAGUAGAAGAUUUAGAAGCUACCCAGCUAUCCAAUUUUUUAUAUCAGGAGGGAGGUAUAUCGGAAAACGAUAUGCAAACCAUAAAGGCAAAACCCACGAGACAAGCUCAAGCGGAAAAGCUUCUGGACAUUCUUCCUCGUCGUGGACCGAAAGUUUUUGAUGUGUUUUGCCGAGCUCUUGAACAAACUGACGGCCAAGACCACCUAUUGGAUUUGUUUAAGACGAAUGGAUCACCUGCCUCUGGUAAAUAAUGAACGUUCGUUAUGACGUGUUUUAUGACUUAAAGUAUGUAGUAACUUUCAGUCUCUCUUUUGAUUAGAGUUAGAAGCUCUCUUAAUAAGGCUAAGCUUAUUGAUUCUUACUAAUCGUUGUAAUAAGUAUGUAACUCUCUGGAACUUCCCUUGGCCCAAAAUAUUUUACACAGCUCUAAUUUGUCAGUUUCCAUGAUACGUUUUAAACGUUUUGAGCACCAUUGUACAAGUUACGAUUGUGUUUUCCUUGCAUGAUAUUUAUGGACCUCAGACCACUGAUUAGGUUCUUUUUCUUUUUACCCGAAAGGUUUUCAAAGUAAUGGUUGAUAAGAGUUUCAUUAUAACCCUUUAACUUGCAAGAUCUGAUUGUUAAUUCACCCCCUUCAGCUGCUACACAUAACCUUGUAAAUUACUUGUGAGAAUUUGGUUUUAACCCAAGAUGACUUCUACCUGAUAAGUCUGAGUAUUCUUAUUACCUGUUUAUGGGAUAAUGUAUGAAUAUCAUGGGGAGAAGAUACACUCAAAAAGCUCUCGACUGUCGGUCAAAUUAUCUACCAUAGGAACUGUAAAGAGAAAAUUUUAACAUACUGAUGUUGGGGGAAAGCAGUGUUCUCCCUUAUUUUAAGCAUGAGAAGUUAAAAUAAAUUUUCAAACCAGUAAAGCAAUCCUUUUAAUUGUUAAAUUUUCAAGAAUUCCAAGCAAUUUUAAUGUUAAUAGGAGGUACUACAGGCAGUAAAUAUUACCAGUUACUGCCUGAAAAGGAGAACACUGGUAUAGAGGGUUAAUUUUUUUGUUUAGAAGUAAUACUGUUAAGGAAAAUUAGAUUCUAGUCACUCCUAGGGAUUAUAGGGUUAAAGAGAAAUUUUUACUUUCAUUUUUUUUUUUUUAUUAACUUAAAGGAGCAGUGUCAAGCUCGAUCCAGGAUGAAAACAGAGGCAGCAUCUCACUGGAGCGGAGUGACGGCACCAGACCAAUUGACUCAGAGCAAGUGACUAUGAAAUCCAAUACCUCUACUUCAUCGCAAGUCAAGAAGAAUGUUCUGCGUGGUUCUGAUGAUGAUGACUUGGUUUACUCCAUGAAGUGUGAACCUCAUGGCUUAUGUUUGAUUGUUAACAAUGUAGAUUUUGAGAAUCUUAGUAGAAGAGGUGGCUCUGAUGUGGAUGCAAAAAAACUUGAUGAAUUGUUUACUAAGCUUCAGUACAAAGUCAAAAUGGUCAGGAAUCAGACUUCAAAACAGCUCAAAGAAACUCUGACCCAGUUUGCAAGAUUGAAUGACCAUGGAAUGGCAGAUUCUGUUGUUGUCUGUCUCCUUAGUCAUGGGUUGGAAGGGCAAAUUUUUGGUGUUGAUGGAGUGCUUGUGUCCAUUCCAGAUCUUCUGGCAUUGUUCAAUGGUUAUGCAGCAAAAGAUCUCAUUGGGAAACCAAAGAUGUUUUUUAUCCAAGCUUGUCGUGGAAGUGAUUUUGAUCAAGGAGUAGAGGUGACUGAUGGUGGGUAUACGUCUACCAAAGAAGUUCCAGUUCCAAAGGCAAAAAUAGCUGCUGUUCUUCAGGCACACUUACCUGACACAGUGGAACCAGAGCCAGAACCAGAAUCACUCCCUGCCGAAGCUGACAUGUUAGUUGCUUACUCCACUGUUCCAGGAUAUGUUUCCUGGAACAAUUUGGCUAAAGGUUCCUGGUUUGUCCAAGCUAUAGCUGAUGUUUUUAGUGAUUAUGCCCAUACUGAAGAUGUUGUCAGUAUGUUGAUCAGAGUAAACAAUAAAGUUGCCAGGGAGUUUGAGUCAUAUAAUAGAAAGAAACAGAUGCCAGCACCUGUAAUCAUGUUGACUAAAAAAGUUUUCUUUUUCCCUUCAUAGUAGGUGUGAAAGCAGAACACAUUGUAGUACUCUGAUGUAAAGAAAGGAAAAUGAUGUUCUAUUUUUUUAGAAUGGUCUAAAAAAAACGGAAAGAAAUGAAUCCCAGCACCUGUAAUCAUGUUGAUUAAAGAAGUUUUCUUUUUCCCUUCUUAGUAGGUAUGAAAGUAGAACAUGUAUUAGUACUCUGAUGAUGAAGAGAAAGGAGAAAAAUGACCCAUUUUUUUAGGAAUAUGCGUUUUAAGGAAAAAAAAAGUUUUAAUAUGACAGCUAAUCUGAUCAGUUCUGAUAGGAAAAUAGUUCAAAAGUUGAAAUGAUAACAAUGAAGAACACAGAACAAUGACGUAACUGAACUGCAUCAAAUGGCAGAAGCCCAGAAACCACUAAUUAAAAGUGACAAUAAAUUACAGCUGCUGGAGGUAAGGAAGAAUGCACUGAUUAUUGCUGCCUUCUUUAGACCUCUUAACCCUUAUACUCCCAAGAUCUGAUUGUAAAUUCUCCCUUCAAGCUGCCAGACAUUUCCUCAUUAGUUAGGUAUGAGAACUUGAUGUUAGAUCACAAUUAUCACUACAUGAUAGGUUUGAGUAAUGACAUCACCUGUUUCCUGGAUAUAGCUUGAUCUUAAAGAUAUUAAACCUACAUGUUAAUCACUUCUGGUAGAUUAAGAGUUAGUUUAUACCUAUUUUAUUUUGAAAACUAGAGAAAGAGUAAAAUUUCUGCCAUGUAGUUGAAUCUCACCAGACAUCUAGACACACUAACUGUAAAAUGUGCAGCUGCAAGUAUGUGUCAAGUUGUGAUUGUUGUGGUAAUCCUGCUGCAUAUCACAUUUUUGUAUGAAAUUUUUGUAAGAAAUGAUUAAGUGGAAUUAGCCUUGAGGUUUGUAUUCAAAGUCUUGUAAGAUUUCUAGACUCUCUAACUUCAACAUGCACCGCU
Messenger RNA from Pocillopora meandrina, 3128 nucleotides. Lineage: Eukaryota; Metazoa; Cnidaria; Anthozoa; Scleractinia; Pocilloporidae. The record is from the annotation of a GenBank genome assembly.